Fibroporia radiculosa is the source of this 213-nucleotide messenger RNA. RefSeq lists its product as uncharacterized. The transcript is spliced from 3 exons. The record is from RefSeq and is a predicted model, not a curated record. Lineage: Eukaryota; Fungi; Basidiomycota; Agaricomycetes; Polyporales; Fibroporiaceae. Bases 1 to 213 code for a protein of 70 amino acids.
AUGUUCGUGGGAGAUUAUGUCAGCAAAUCUGUACAGUACCAGCCCCAUAUCCGCCUGCCGUCCCUAUUGGGCUCUGCAGUACUCUCCAUAUCACCACAGAAUGAGAGAGAAGUGGAAGAAAAAGCGGUCUCGCAGACUCCGUCGCAAACGCAGAAAAAUGCGGGCUCGUUCCAAGUAAAAAUGUCCUAUCGGCUGCUAGGCUCGCCACAGUAG